Molecule: messenger RNA, 540 nt
Organism: Musa acuminata subsp. malaccensis (wild Malaysian banana)
Lineage: Eukaryota; Viridiplantae; Streptophyta; Magnoliopsida; Zingiberales; Musaceae
Source: RefSeq, a predicted model, not a curated record
AUGGCCGCCCGUAGAGAUCAAUCCAAAUAUUGCAGGUUCCACUGGGACCACGGUCAUGACACAGAGGACUACCGCGACCUCCAGAAUCAAAUAGAGGCACUAAUCCGGAGAGGCCACCUCAGAUGCUACCUCAAAUCCCGAGAGGCAACUCCACGCCCCAGGGGACCCACCGAGAGACAGAUCGACGUCAUUUCUGGCGGGCCAGUAACUGGCGGCAACAUCAUGACGGCAAGAAAGGCCUACACCCGCAGCACGAUGGAGAAACAUCCUCGACCCGAGCACGAGCCUAAAAUCACCUUUGGGGCAGGAGAGGUCGAGCGCUCCCACCAUGAUGAUGCUUUGGUGAUCUCCAUCCAAAUCGCCAACGCUCGAGUUAAGAGGGUGAUGGUUGACACCAGGAGUUCCGCCGACGUUCUCUACUUUGAUACCUUUAAGAGGCUCGACUUGACCGAGGGAGAUCUCACCCCUGUGGCAUCAGCACUUAUAGGGUUCACGGGGGAUUCCAUCUCCCCAUCGGGGAGGAACCGAGAGCGAAAAUAG